Molecule: messenger RNA, 7363 nt
Organism: Anopheles funestus (African malaria mosquito)
Lineage: Eukaryota; Metazoa; Arthropoda; Insecta; Diptera; Culicidae
Gene: ATP8A
Product: probable phospholipid-transporting ATPase IA
Exons: 16
Coding region: 378-4388 (1336 amino acids)
Biological process (GO): phospholipid translocation
Cellular component (GO): plasma membrane
Molecular function (GO): magnesium ion binding; ATP binding; ATPase-coupled intramembrane lipid carrier activity
Source: RefSeq, a predicted model, not a curated record
AUAAGCGAGCGAGCGUUGAGAAGAAUAAAGUAUCAAAGUGCAUUUCAAACAAGUAUCAGUUUCUCACUGCCUUUAAGAUAACGCAAUACAUACAUGGAAAACGUGUUCAAAAAACUUCCUCCAAGUCAUCCAACAAAAAUGUGUCACAUCGCAAACACUUCCCCAAACCGAAACCGCCUUUCCGAACCAGAGCCGCCCCGAUCUGGUCACUUCCGGAUGCGUGCUGUCAUGCAUUACGCCACACGAGCUACUAGCGCAGUCGAAUUAACCCACUGAACACUCACCGACCGGAUGUGGAAUCGGUACGGGUCGGUGCAGCAAACAAGCCAGCAAACGGAAGCAGAACGAACAGUGGUGCAAAGUGUGCAGUGUAAAAGAUGCGAAAGAGCCAGAACAGCCUAUCGCCGAUUGCGAUCCUACCGAAUACACCGCCACCGGCGCGAAUCUUCGCCCAACCGGAAACACCAACCACCCCCCUAACGGAUGGCACUCUUUCACCAACCACCGACCCGUCGUGUGGGGCACCGGUGGUGGUGGAACUGCCGACCCCACUCGCCCGACCGUCCUCAAUUCGCAGUGCUUCCGGUUCCGGGCCGCAGUUGCGCUUCAGCAACCUGCUCGAUCCGGGUGACAUUACGCCCAUCACCUCACCGCUGCCAAGCGUCACGUCCGGUCUGGCGGAUGGAUCGAUCUACACGAUCUUUGGUGCGGAAAGUGCGACCAAUCCGACCGGUAACCGGCGCCGUAGCUCGCUGUUCCUGUCCAACAGUGCCAGCAAUGGUAGUGCCACCAGUGCCACUCCGGCAUCGGCGGGCGGUUUACUGCCAACGGUCACGAACGGAUCGGUUGUGAACUGUAGCAGUAUUAGCACGAGCCUCAGCCAGCCCCCGGGGGCUACCAGUGUCAGUGCCUCGAAUGCCAACAGUGCCAGCGGGAAGUCACGCUCCCGUCGUUCAUCGGAGCUGUCGCAGCAGAACUCGAUGAAGUCGCAUGCGUCCGUCAGUAGCAGCUCGCGCAAACGUAGCUCGCAGGCUCACAUCGAGCUGAAUGGGCCACCGAUACGCGAUCGACCACGAUGUCUCAAAUCUUCGUUCUUGCGCCGCAAAUGCAAAGAGUAUGCAGAUGAUGACGAUGCUACCACAUCAGGUAUAACGCUGGAUGACUCCGAUAAACGCGUGAUACGGCUGAAUGAACCACAAUUUCAAAAGUACUGUAACAAUCAUAUCUCAACCGCUAAAUAUAGUGUUCUUAGUUUUCUGCCUUCGUUCCUGUUCGAGCAGUUCCGGCGUUACUCGAAUUGCUUUUUUCUGUUAAUUGCACUGUUGCAACAGAUACCGGACGUUUCGCCGACCGGUCGCUACACAACGCUUGUGCCACUUAUGUUCAUCCUCGCAGUGAGCGCAAUCAAGGAAAUCGUCGAAGACAUCAAGCGACAUCGAGCAGACGAUGAGAUAAACCACCGCUUGAUCGAGGUACUGCAAAAUGGCCAGUGGCAUACGAUCAAGUGGCAGGAGCUGUCGGUCGGGGAUAUCGUUAAGGUGCUUAACAACACCUUCUUCCCUGCCGACCUGGUGCUCCUGUCGUCCAGCGAACCGCAGGGCAUGUCCUUCAUCGAGACAUCCAACCUAGACGGUGAAACGAACCUGAAGAUUCGGCAGGGCGUUCCGACGACGAGCAAGAUACUGGAGACGAAGGACUUCAACCAGUUUCGCGGUACGCUCGAAAGUGAACCACCGAAUCGGCAUCUGUACGAGUUCAAUGGCGUGCUGAAGGAACACGAAAAACAAGCGGUAGCACUUGGGCCGGAUCAGCUGUUACUGCGAGGUGCCAUGCUACGUAAUACCGCCUGGAUAUUCGGAAUCGUUAUCUACACCGGUCACGAUACGAAACUUAUGCGAAACUCUACCUCAGCGCCUUUGAAGCGCUCAACCGUUGACAGACUGACAAACACGCAAAUUCUAAUGUUAUUUUUCAUUCUGAUCAUUCUGUGUAUCGUGAGUUGCAUUUUCAACCAAAUUUGGACGAACGAUCAUUUUAAAAAGGACUGGUACUUAGGCAUCGGCAAUCUUUUGAACAAAAACUUCGCCUACAAUCUGCUUACGUUUAUUAUUUUGUACAACAAUUUAAUUCCAAUAUCGCUACAAGUUACGUUAGAGCUGGUUCGAUUUCUACAGGCAAUCUUCAUCAACAUGGACAUCGAUAUGUACCACGAAGAAUCGGACACGCCGGCAAUGGCGCGUACUUCAAACCUUAACGAGGAGCUUGGAAUGGUGAAAUACGUGUUCUCCGAUAAAACCGGCACACUGACACGGAACGUGAUGGAGUUCAAAAAGUGCAGUGUGGCAGGCGCGAUGUACAUGGUCGAGGAAACGCCGGCCCAGUCCCGUUUAGUACAGAAUAUCCUCAAUAACCAUCGAACGGCACCUACUUUACGCGAAUUCCUAACACUGAUGGCAAUUUGUCACACAGUAAUACCGGAAAAACAGCCUGGUGACAGUAUGAAUGAUAUUCAGUAUCACGCUGCAAGCCCGGACGAACGGGCCCUGGUUUAUGGUGCUAAAAAGUUCGGUUACGUGUUUUACACCCGCACGCCAACGUACGUCGAGAUCGAAGCUCUGGGUGUGCAGGAACGGUUCGAGAUACUUAAUGUGCUGGAAUUCACAUCCACCCGUAAACGGAUGUCGGUAAUUGCCCGCAACUCCAAAAGCGAAAUCAAACUGUAUUGCAAAGGUGCAGAUACUGUGAUUUACGAGCGAUUAGCACCGGACGGUGUAGCAUAUCGUGAGUCAACUUUGAGCCACCUGGAGGAGUUUGCCACCGAGGGUCUGCGAACGCUAUGUUGUGCGGUAUCCGACAUUCCGGACGAUGUGUAUGAAGACUGGAAGCACACCUAUCAUAAAGCGUCGACAUCUUUACAGUAUCGGGAGCAAAAAGUAGAAGAUGCAGCUAAUCUGAUUGAAACGAAUCUACGACUCUUGGGGGCUACAGCGAUCGAGGAUAAGCUACAGGAUGGUGUGCCAGAAACGAUCGCUUCGUUGCUCGAGGCAAAAAUCAAUGUGUGGGUGUUAACCGGAGACAAGCAAGAAACGGCCAUCAACAUCGGUUACUCCUGUCAGCUGCUGUCCCAUUCGAUGGAUUUGAUUUUGUUAAAUCAGGAUUGUUUGGAUAACACGCGUAGCUGCAUACUGGAGCACACUAGCAAUGGUCGAUUUGAUAAUAUGGGCCGUAAAGAUGCCGCACUGAUAGUGGAUGGCAAGACGCUUAAGUACGCACUGAGCUGUGAUUUACGGCGCGACUUUCUGGAUCUAUGCAUCACGUGUAAGGUCGUGAUUUGUUGUCGUGUGUCACCAAUUCAGAAAGCAGAAGUAGUGGAGCUUGUGACGACCAACACAAAAUCGGUAACAUUGGCUAUCGGUGACGGUGCUAACGAUGUGGCAAUGAUACAGAAAGCAAACGUCGGUGUCGGUAUUUCGGGUGUGGAAGGUUUGCAAGCGGCCUGUGCGUCCGAUUAUUCGAUUGCGCAGUUCAGUUAUCUUCGUAAGUUAUUAUUGGUGCAUGGAGCCUGGAAUUACAGUCGGAUGUGCAAACUAAUUCUGUACAGCUUUUACAAAAACAUCUGCCUAUACGUGAUAGAGCUGUGGUUUGCUAUGUACUCCGGAUGGUCCGGUCAAAUAUUGUUCGAACGAUGGACAAUCGGCUUAUACAACGUGUUUUUUACUGCGCUACCACCUUUUGCUAUGGGGCUGUUCGAUAAAGUAACAUCGGCGGAACAGAUGUUAAAAGAACCAAGACUUUAUGCACCGUCGCAAAAUGCCAAACUAUUUAAUGUAAAAGUAUUUUGGCGCUGUAUUGUUAAUGCAUUGUGUCAUUCAAUGAUACUGUUUUGGUUGUCGUACAAGAUCUACGAGAAGGAUGUGAUUUGGAAAAACGGCCGAGACGGUGGCUAUUUAGUGUUAGGCAACAUAGUUUACACGUACGUAGUCGUGACGGUGUGUUUGAAGGCCGGUCUUUUAACUAACUCUUGGACCUGGCUGACACAUUGUUCCAUCUGGGGUUCGAUACUGCUUUGGUUUAUAUUUAUAUUCAUUUACAGCAACAUCUGGCCAGCAUUACCAGUAGGCGCGGUGUUCACAGGCAUGGACGACAUGGUCUUCACGACGCCAGUGUUUUGGGGUGGUCUGUUACUUAUACCAAUUUCCGCGCUACUCUUUGAUAUUGCUUGGAAAGCGUUUAGAAACUCUCGAAAGGAUAACAUUCUAACACCACCAAUGAAGGAAUCCAGAUCUUCAAGCUUGUCGAAGAUUCUCUCCUGGCGUAGACGUAACUCCGUGGCGCCGCUUGCGGCUUGGCAUCAGAACAGUAUUAGCAUAACCGAGCUGCACAUGUAGAUAUAUUAAAACUUUGCCCAACGAGUACAUGUUAUUCCACAAGUCUUUAUUAUUGAUGUCCCAAAAUUAACACGAAUUUUGAAUUGACGGCCAUUAUUGCAUAACAAUAGCCCACCCACCUUAAAACACGAAUAUGGGAGUUCAUGGUUAGUAGAAGUGAGCAUUAUUUGUUUUUUUGACUGAAUAGAAUGGCUAGAAUUAAAGUAUCCUAAACAAUGAAAUAAUUGUAAACAGCUGAAGUCACAAAACACAUUUGUCGUCCAAAAACAUACAGUUUAAAUGUUUAAAGUGUGACAGAGUUUAGUAGUGUUUGUGAAAAUACGGAAAAUCGGUUGAAAAAUUGUUUUUAUUUUUAAAUAAGGAGUUAUCAAGCAGUAACUCCCACUGGUGAUCGAUAUUGCAACAUGUUAACAACGUUUUUUUUCUGUCUAAUUUGGAUCAUAUGGUUUACUUCAUCCGUAUUAGUAUUCUUCCUAAUAUUCCAAGUAAUAAAUCUUUAAUACACAUUAACACAGUCAUAGGGACAAGGAAAAUGGAACAGUGAUUAUCAACAUCAACAACAUAAAGCAACAAUUAUGCGGAAAACGGGUGAGAUAUUUAAGCGCCUCACGGGUGUGUAUGGUCAGUAAAGCCGCAAAAAAACAUUUGUCUGACAUGAUUUUUAUUAAAGAACGCAUGCCGGCGAACUUUACGAUUUAAUUAGAAAUAGCUAUGUAUAGAUUCAUAACUAUGAUAAAGAAUGGCGUUAAUUUUGGGACACCCUUUUUGUAGCUAGGGGAAGAGUAGUUAGAGGAGGUGUAAGGCAAAAAUAUUGUGAUACGUAUAUAUUUUAACAUAUACAGGUGUAAUGCAAGAAUUCUAUUUUUCCUUGUGAACUGUUAAUUUCAUCACACAUUGAAUAACUAAUCUUAUCGGUCGUAGAAAUAGAAACAUUAUAAUGAAUGGUGGACCGAAAUAAAACAAAACACGCGCAACAUUUUCGGAAGCGAUGAAGUAAUAUUACACUGCAAUCCGUCCGUUGGCAGUAAAACUGCUUUUCUAUUAUUAAUUCUGGUUAACAUACCCCAAUAGCUAGAGCUAUAUUUUCAGUUCCUUAAACCUCCGUAUCCGUAUUUAUGUGUCAUACUCUUCAUUUACUAGUUACCUAGCCACCCGAUCUCGUAACUCCCACAUACUUACUAAAUGGCUUUCUCCCUUUUUUCUCACAAACUGCGCACGUUUUAGAGCGCACCGUCUUGCUACAAAUAUACUAUUUAUUGUCUGCUACUAAAACACCCUUUCUCAGUCUAGAUAACGCUAGAAAAGUGAGCAGAAGAUGGUAUUAAAUAUAAUGAUAGUAAGUAGGAUAUUUAGGAUUACUGUAUCUUUAAGGUAAACUUAAAAGUAAAAUGGCAGAUAAUGAAGUGCAAUAAGGAUAGUUCAUAAUUAUGUAUAAUGUGUUAAGCAACAGUUUCAAGGUAUACUAGUUAGACACGAAGGAAAAACGAAGAAACAAACUAAAGCCCAUUAUAAAUGCAAUGGAAAACUUAAAUGCCCUGGAAAAAAGGCAAUCGGCAUAAAAAUAGCAGCCUACCUCAUGCGCUUUAAUUGUAUUACCUAUCUGUGUUAUGUAUGUGUGCUAUCUAAUGAAAUCAAGCGGUGUGAGCGUAUGUGUGUCCUGUGCUCAUAAAACAAAUGUUUCGUCUUUUCUGUCGGUUUGGUAUACCGUCUUCAAAUACUCUGGUUGUUUGGCUAAUAGAAUGAAAAAGCUGUAAGGUUUUUUGACAUGCAACGUUGCGUGUAGCUUAUGGUUAAUGGUGUUUUAUGUUUUAUUAAAUCAAUGGGUAAUACAUAUUAAUUGUAUUUUUAAAAAACGCCCAUUAAAUGUUUACAAAAAAAAUCACUUGACGCUUCUGUACAUGUACUCGUUCUAUUGCGACAACGCGUUAAUUUUUGGUGCUGGUGAUACUCUUCUGCCGCUGUUUACGGAUGAUUGUGUUCCUUUAAAGCACUGUGGUUAAUCGAUUGAAACGUAUGUGUAUAUUAUCAUCAAUUGUCAAUCUUCGCCAGCCUCAGCUAAAUGCUAUUCACUACACUUUACGCCGCUUAUUCUUCAGCAUCGUGCUGUAAUCUUUGCAAAUAUGCUGAUAACUCUACUGUCAAUGUGCUGCUGUCAAGUUUAUACUGUGUCCUGCCAUUCAUGCAGUGGCAGUAAUGCUCUGCUAUAAAAGAUCAGCCGAAAUGGCAUUAUGUUUUUACGUUUUAUCUAUCCCCACAUUUACCAACACGAACAUGUCAUAUAUCACCAACCCGUGUGGUGCAACAUUCCUUCCUUCAGUGAGACCGAAGCCUACCAUAUGGUGUCGCCCAGAAGCCGUGGACACGAGCGGUAUGAAGAACUGGCAUAGUGUAAGCUUCCAGAUCCUUCGAGCGAGCUCCAUCCCCUGUAAUACUUGUGGAUGAACAGGGCAGUAGUAUUAUAUGUUAAUUUACUAUUAUUUACAGUCCUACGUAAACUCAUAACACACAUGCUUAACACAGGCAGGUUUUGUUGAAAAUGUGCAUUUGUUCUUAAUAAAACACAAAAUGAAGGAAUUUGUUGCAUUUGUUCUUAAUAAAACACCAAAUGAAGGAAUUAUUGUAGUUAGAAUUCAAAUAGCAAAAGAAAUAAAGGAAAGGAACCCUAAUUGUACUUAAAAAGAGCAUCAGCAAUUCAUUGAUCAAAUAAAUUGAUCUUUUGUAAAGAUAACGCAAUACACAUUAUUUGUUUUUAAAACAUAUUAAACUUGAAAUGAGUGACAAAAUAAAACAAUAAUACAUUUCUUGGCCGGGUUAAUUUAGUUUAGGGGUUUUAAACAAUAAACCCUACGAAAGCUACUGUUAGCGUUAGGAAAAUUUCCUCAAAGGAAAGCGGAUUAGUAUUAAGCUAUUAGAAAUGUUAGAUAACGAUAUGGUGCUACAUAAUGGAAGUAAAGAAUAAUUUGUAACACAUGGCA